GAGACAUAGCGUCUGUAAACGAUUCUGUACUUUCAGUUUGCCCAAGAUUAUUAUUUAGACAGUAAAAAACUUCUCUCGUUUCGAAAGUACUUACAGAAAUAUCCGGGAGAGCUCGCGCGUGGCGUUUUCAGUGAGCGCUGACAGCAAAACCUAUGAGGAGCGCGCCACGUGAUCCCUCAUACUACGCCAGCGAGGCGCUUCCGAUAGAUGGAGACUCCGUAACUCCUCGCCGCCAAUAAUACUGUACUUAGUUUAAUAAGUAAACUGAUUGCCUUGGCUUUCCUUGGAAAUCAUUUCGACCAGGACACAAUUAUUCUGUUGUUACGUAAUUCAAGCAGAUAUUGGGGCUUUUAAAAAAAAAACGUUUGAAGCAGUAAAAGAACACUGUAAAGUGCAACUAUACCUAUAACUCAUGGUUCCACAACAUCGUGCAAUCACCUCCUACAGUGCUCUUUACAAGAUAACGUGGGCCUAUAUUGACGAGUCGGCGUCUCCCUGCUGCUGACCACAGUGAUCAAGUGAUAAAAGAUGUAAAUGCACUUUGCUAGCUUUUUUUUUUUCCGAGACGCUGCUCACCUCCCUUGCCCAUUGCUUAUUUCAUUUGUGUUUACAUCAUGCCAUUUCAGUUGCAGGGUUCUUGCCGUGAGCCUCUGCAUCGUCGGCUUGGUCCUUUGUACUACCAUGAUCAUCCUAGAACUCAAGGACCCUCUGCCAGCUGCUCGGACAUCGUCGGAAUGCCUGGUCGUAUGGACUUCGGCAGGAAAAGUCCGAGGCAAACUCGUAAAGUACAAUAUCACAGACACCGUCUACAGCACCGUUGCCUUCUACGGUAUCCCCUUCGCGGAACCUCCCGUUGGCCGAAACAGAUUUAUGGCGCCCAAAUGCGCGAAACCGCGCAGCGGAGUUUUCGACGCCACAUACAAGAGACCACCUUGCAAGCAGCCGGACACGCACAAGCCAAGGAACUACACCAUGGACCCCUCCAACACGACUGAGGACUGCCUGCACAUUAACGUAUGGGUGCCGGGUACUUGCGCGAAUCCUGGAAAAGCGCACGCCGUCGUGUUCUGGCUGCAUGGAAGCGCCUUCGCGGGCGGCGUGAGCAGUUACGACUUCUACGACGGCCGCUUCUUGUCCGGUCUGGGGAACUUGGUGGUCGCGGUGCCCAACUACCGCGUCUCACUCUUCGGCUUCCUCAACUCGGGCACGGGUCACGGCGUGCGGGGCAACAUGGGUCUGCACGACCAAGUUCUGGCGCUGCGAUGGGUUCGCGACAACAUCGGUCGCUUCGGCGGAGACCGCGACAACAUCCUGGUGGCCGGCGACAGCGCAGGCGCCACAUCGCUGACGCUCCUGAUGGCUAGUCCGCUGGGUUCGCCGUCCACCUUCAAUAGGGCUUACCUCCUGAGUGGCACCGUGAUGCCGGACCUGAUGUCUAACGCGGGCAACAAGGCACGGGCUACUUUCGAAGCGAUCGCAGAUGCCACUCAGUGCCAGACGGAUAAUGCGACCGCCGUGUUGCGCUGUCUUCAAGAGCGAAACGCCUCGGCACUCCUCGAAGCCUCCGAAGGAGUACACAUGCAACUCACACCGAGCCGAGAGGGACCACUGCUCCCCGCGGACGCCAUAGAAAUUGGUAAACGUGACAUAAGGCAUCUUGAAGUUAUGAUGAGCAAUACCCUGAACGAGGCCACGUCGUUGUUCCAGACCCUUCAGCCGCAGUUUCAAGGCAAAAAGCAGGCGCAUCCCAAAGAAACCAUCAGGGCGGUGUUCAAGGAGCGCUUCGGCGGUGUGAGCGAUCUGGUUAUUGACAUCAUGUUCGAUAUCCUCAAAGAGAAGCACUACGACGUCGACGACCCAGACUAUAAAGGUUGGGCCGACUUGAUCGACGACAUGCUCUUCCGUUGUCCGGCAAUGAGUUUCGCAACCAAGCUAGCGAAAAGCGGGGCGACCGUUUAUUACUACAUCUACGAACCAAAGCCAUCGUCUACGUUGCUCGACGGCGACAGCACAACCCACGGCGAAGACGUGCUUGUAUUAUUCGGCACAGUAACCUUUCUCUACCCUGAGCUUGGUACGGCCGAAGAAAGAGCCACAACGCUUCGCAUGAUUCGCACACUCUCCAAUUUCGCAAAUAACGGGUCUGUGCCGAAGCUGGUAGACGGCAGUUCGUGGCGGGCGGUUCACAAUGGGUCCAACGAGGAGAUAGUGCGGCUCACGCACGACGGCUACAACUACAGCAGCAGCCCAGACCACGACUGCUUGCUGGAUGAAGAUAUCCUCAAAUAUAGAGGACUAGAGCCGGUCAGAUCGUCACAGCGGGCUAUGACAGCUUUGAAUGUCUUCGACGGGACCCUGCGGCGGGUGGCAGAAGAACUUAUGCGGCUCUAUAUGCGACAUGGUCUCGCAUAA
Dermacentor andersoni is the source of this 2412-nucleotide messenger RNA. RefSeq names its product pyrethroid hydrolase Ces2e-like. Gene Ontology annotation, cellular component: plasma membrane. The record is from RefSeq and is a predicted model, not a curated record. NCBI's taxonomy places the organism in Eukaryota, Metazoa, Arthropoda, Arachnida, Ixodida, Ixodidae. Gene Ontology annotation, biological process: choline metabolic process; acetylcholine catabolic process. Gene Ontology annotation, molecular function: acetylcholinesterase activity.